CACCGGGCUGCUUUUCCUGCGGAGAGAAAGCGUCCAAGAGUGGGCAGACUGAGAGCUGAAUCGUGACACUUGGAAAAAGAGAAAAACGCUGAGAAAAGGAGGAGCGACGCCCACCGAGCAGCGUCUGGAGUGAGUGGUGACAUCAAAUGUGGAGCCUUCAAAAUACAAGCAGCUCGUGACACGCACGGUGAACUGAGAAACCCCGACACGAGGAGUAAAAACACACAUGUGGGUUUUUCUUUCUUUUCUUUUUUUUCGUCCCAAAUCAAAGUGAUGAGCAUACAGAUCGGGAGAGGAGCUUUGGAGCGCGGUGUGCGCAACAGAGCAUGAGUGCCACUGCGGACACGGAGUGCGCUGUGAGCAGCUGUGUUUAUUCCACGAGUAAAGUGUCUUUUUCCUGCAGCUCCAGCUGCUAAACACAUUUACCUUUGAAGGAAACUUUUCGUUCCGAUGGAAACUGUUUUGAUAGUUAUUAGGAUUUUUUUUUCCAUUCCUAAAACAACAACAAGUGUUGAGCUGAGGCGCGGAUGAAGCAACAGAUACGGAGCCGUGAAUCUUUCAUGUGCAUUGUGUGAGUAACAACUCCAAACUCUCCGCCACUCUCCUUAUCCGUGACCCUCCCAUCUUAGGGACGACUCAGCACAUUUGUGAUGAGGAUGUCCGCCGCUUGCGAGGAAGAUCUGAGGGUUCCGCGGACAGUAAAUUGAUUUUUUUCUCUGUCUUCCUCUCUCUCCCGUGUGUGGAGAAUGGCAGCUAAAAAUAUCCCGGAGAUGUUAGGAUGAACAGGUUGUUGUUGUUUAGCUGAAACUUAAAGACCCGCGGGAAGAUGCUCGGCUGUAGGACAUUUUAAUUCUCCUCACAGACAAAGUUCGACUGGAGCAGGAAAGAAAAAGAAAGGAUCCGUCAGUGCUGAUUUCUGUGGUUCAUUCCGACCUACGUAGAGAACAGAGAGCAACAGACGAGCUUGGAAGCAGCUUGUUGAUGGCACUGCGCACCGGGAGGACUUGGUUUGGGCAGGUCUUGCGCAGGGUCUCUCGGCUGCAAGGCUCCUGGUCCAGGCGCUCGAGCAGUCUCUUGUGUCUCUCCACUAACCAGGAGCAGGAUUUGGGCUUCUGCCACCGGGAUCACAACAAGGCGGGGGGCUCCAACUCCGGCGUUCACCGGAGCGCACCUUUCCGCGCCUCCGCCUCCAGGCGCUGUCCACACGGCUAUCCCCACGCUUGCUGCGUCUUCCCGGAGAAUCCGAGGGGACAUGAGCCCCUCGGUCGCCGGUUCCUGUUGGCCAUGAAGCGGCAAAACGUGCGGACCCUGUCCCUGAUCAUUUGCACGUUUACAUACCUGCUCGUCGGGGCCGCUGUCUUUGACGCCCUGGAGUCCGACUUCGAGAUGCGUGAAAAAGAGCAGCUGGAAGCCGAGGAGAAGCGUCUCCAGGGGAAAUAUAACAUCAGCGAGGAUGAUUACCGCAAACUGGAGAGCAUCAUCAUGGAGGCUGAGCCCCACAGAGCCGGGGUGCAGUGGAAAUUCGCAGGGUCAUUUUACUUUGCCAUCACGGUGAUAACCACCAUAGGCUACGGGCACGCGGCGCCAGGGACCGAUGCAGGAAAGGCCUUUUGCAUGUUUUACGCCGUCCUGGGAAUCCCUUUGACUCUUGUCAUGUUUCAAAGCCUGGGCGAGAGGAUGAACACUUUUGUCAAGUACCUUCUGAAACGCAUCAAGAAGUGCUGUGGCAUGCGCAUCACUGAUGUGUCCAUGGAGAACAUGGUGACGGUGGGAUUUUUCUCCUGCAUUGGCACGUUGUGCAUCGGGGCCGCUGCAUUCUCCCAUUAUGAGGACUGGAGCUUCUUCCAGUCUUACUAUUAUUGCUUCAUCACAUUAACAACUAUUGGCUUUGGGGACUUUGUGGCCCUUCAAAAGAAUCGGGCCCUCCAGAAGAAACCCCUUUAUGUGGCCUUUAGCUUCAUGUACAUCCUGGUGGGCCUUACGGUCAUCGGGGCCUUCCUCAAUCUAGUGGUGCUCCGUUUCCUGACUAUGAAUAGUGAGGAUGAGCGGCGGGAUGCCGAGGAACGGGCCUCACUCGCCGGCAAUCGGAACAGCAUGAUCAUCCACAUCCAAGAUGAAUCGCUGCACCGGGCACGGCGGCGACGGGAGCCAUACCACGCAGAAGUGACUGAUCUGCAGUCAGUGUGCUCCUGUAUGCACUAUCACUCGCAUGACAGCCCUAGUCCGGGGAUGGGAGGCCUGGGCUGUGCCUUUUCCCACAAGAACUCAUUCAGCUCACAGCUGAACCCCAACCAGUACUUUCACUCGGUUUCCUAUAGGAUCGAGGAGAUCUCGCCCAGCACCUUGAAAAACAGCUUCUUCCCUUCGCCCAUCAGCUCGGUGUCUCCAGGCCUUCACAGCUUCACAGACAAUCACCAGCUCAUGAGGAGAAGGAAAUCUAUCUAGACCCCAACAACCACAGGACCAUAAGUUUUAUACACAAGGUCAAACAUUUCCAAUGCUGCUCCUUUACCAAAUCUUAUUUCAGCACUUUUUCCCUCCAGUUUGGUUGUAUGUAAUCGAAGUAUUCUUGGGAAACUAUUCAAGAACAGCAGGCGCGGACACAAGGGGAUGCAAAGCAUGAAGCAUGGAUGUCUAUUUUUUCAAGAGAUUGCUCCAUUUAAGAACCAAACAACACAAACUGCAAGACUUUUCCUUAUUACAGAUUUACACUACAGAAAUUGAUAUAUUAACCUUUGGUUACAUACCAAAUGAUGCACACUGGGGGAAAUGCUAUUUUUCAAAGGGAGUUGUUUCACCAUAACUUGAAGCAGCAUUUAUCGUUAUGUAUGUUUCCAUUGCCUCACUGCAGACAGAGAAUUUAAAGUGACUUAAAGCAUCAGGUAUUGUUUUCUAUAAGCAAUCAUGUAUUUAAACGGAUUCACGACACAUCAAGCCAAAAUACUGUUGCCAAUAUUAGCAUGUGCAUUAGCUGUCAUUUAAUAGUAUGCCAUUGUUUUUGUGACAUUGUUUGCGUCUCUUUUCCAGAACAUUUGUGUGAAAGGCAUCUGUUUGUCUUUGAUCAGAAAGGAUCAUGCUGCUGUUAUUGAUAUUUCCUCCUGUUCUAGAAACAUCAGAUCUGGCCAUAAAAGCUUUAUUUUCACACACACACACACAAAAAUCCGUUCUUUUCCAUUUAGAGAGAUUUUCCACUUUUGGGGUCUAACGUACCCAGAGUCUGAUAAUGAUUUUUCCCUCCCGCUGACAUUCAUGCUAAAUAUGAGUUCAGUUAAAGUGCAGAGGCUUCUCUCUGCAUUCAUGAUUUUGCGCAGAUAAUUAGCAUUCAAAUAUGGUUAAAAAUGUUUUUAAAGGCAGGUUUUUGUAGUAGGAGUUGCCUUAAUGGAUAACAAUCCAGUGCAGCCACAAACUGUAUAACAAAUUGAUGAUUCAGCGCUUUGGCUUCCAGCCAUUUGGAGUGCACACAUAAAACUGAUUCUAAAAAAAUAUUGCUCAAUUUACUAAAGAUGCAGCACAAUUUCAGACUCUUAGUCUCUCAUAUGGCUCAAUACCCGGAAACAACUGACUCUUAUGUUUUCCAUAAUGAAACCUAUCUUUCAUUUGACCUCGAAUGGUGACUUUUUUACAAAUUCUAACGCUAAAACAUAAAAAUAAAAGUUACCCCUAAUAACAUCACUCUGACAUCAGCAGGGUUGUUUUUCUAUACCUCGAAAAGCUUCAUGAGCACCAUAAGAUCAUAGACUCUAAAUAGAAGAUGGGAAAAUUCACGAUGACAUCACCCUUUUUUUUUAAUGAGACAUCAGCAAUGUGCAAAGUAUACCUUGCUUUAUCAUUUGUUUUUCUAUAAAUGAAACCACAUUUGAUAAAAUAAUGAUCAUGUUAAACUAUUGAGAUCCUAAGCUCAAGACAACCUUUACUGAGAUCAUAAAUCAGCAGUAAGUUCAUUUUUACGUGAACUUCACAGAGUCCUUUUUGCAACCAGAGGAGUCAGCACCCCUGUUGAUAUUUGGAAGUAAUGGCCAGCUUUUAUUUUCAGUCUCUUAAUGGCAAGUAAACUGGAGCAUUAUGGGAAAUGUCGGUCACAACUAUCAAGAUGGGGAUCUAUGAGUUAAGCUGAGAAAAGAUCAUUUAUAGGAUGUUUGAAAAUCACAAAUUAAGUCAGAUUAAUGAAGCUGGCAUUACCGUGCCGUGAUGUUGAUGAGUGUAAGCGGACCCAGAGGGUGGAAUUUUUGAUAAGUGCAAUUAAAUUACUCCAUCUGAAUUUAGAAGCAGUGUAUGUUUAAUUACAGACACAUAUGAGCAUGCUCCAAAGCCCUGAAUAGUACAUGAUGCAUGCCUGUAGCAGCUAACCCUGAGCGUGCUUCUGAAACCUGCACAAAUGUAACCACGUAGGACUGAGAGCCCGAGUGCAAACAGUGACGGGGAGGCAUGCAGAUCUGAACUGACAACUCUUGAGAUUUGGAUACACUUUGGAGCCAUUAGGGAAACACGAGGUGAUAAACACAUCAACAAGGAGGGAAAAGCUGAAUAGUGAGAAUGAAUUAAUAGGAAGGGACAGCUCAAGAUUGUGAAUAAGGCAAGCUUGAUAACACCAGGAUGAUCCUUUCACUCUCAGCAAAAUAACGGUAGAAGAAAAUGGAGAGGGAGGAUUCUUUUGUUGUCGAAAGGCUGAUCUGAGGAAGUGCAUGAACUUCAAUGUAAUGAAUGGGCAGAUCGAUUUUUUCCAUUAUAACUAUGUUAAUUACAAACAAUUAAGAAUGAUUUACCAAAUAAUGAACAUUUCUUUUGAUAAAUCCCAGCAGUUAUUUACCUCACUUUAUGACUUUUAAUUCAAAAAAAGGAAAAAAAAAAGAUUUAAAUUUUCAAUGAAACCCCCUUUUUCUUGAUUUCCUGUAGGUGAUGAAUGCAAUCCAAGAAGUCCAAGCGCACAGGCCAAACAAACCGAUGUACAUAUCAAAUUCUCAUUUUGAAAUUUUCAGAGAAAUGCAACUUAGAAACAUCAUCUCCCUGACGCCUGUGUCUUGCCAUGAGGCUAAGAAAUACUUGAUUAACUCUGGAUGUUCAUGUUGAUUACCAGCCUGUUUUUAAGGUCCAAUUCACAUGUGUUUAAAUUUCCAUCAUGUAAAUUAGUCAGGAUUGAAAAUGCAUUUUAACAUGCAAAUGUAAAUUUAAGUGUAUAUUCUUUGUAAAGUAUGGAGCAGGAUGGCGAGAAUUGUUUUUUAAGUUGCACAGGCCUGGGAGCCUUUUUAUUCCCAUAGCAGGUUAUGUCAUGUAAAAAUCAAUGAAUACUCCUGGAAACCUGGUAAAACUUCUGCACUUUAACUUUCAAGUUAAAGCGUGACCUUCAGUAUUCUCUGCAGCCUUGUGUUUAACAGGCUUUUAUUAAUUUCCUGGGUAGCUGAGCAUGCCUCACAAGGUGAAUGCCAUUCUGUUUGGGCAAACGGUAAAAAGCUAUGGAUCCUAUUCAGUCGUGACAAACAUAGGCAUGGAGUCUAAGAGAAGCCCUAAAAGCAUUGUUUCAUUAUUGGAACUUUACUGGCUUUUAAACAUUUUGUACAGCAUAUUUAGAUAACAAUCUUUGGAAUAAAAAAAAAAAAGCCUUUUCAUGGCUGAGAUGCAUAUGUAUUUUUACACAUCAGCAUAUGUGCCUUGAAGAAACAGCAGUCAGUGUUUCUGUUAAAGUGGGCACAUUUCAACAGCAGAUCUGUUUGUACGUUACCAAAUCUAUUGUUAGACUAUAGCAGUCUGGCUUCGGGCUAACAAUAGAGCAGAUGCGGUUACAUAGAGACAGAUUUCAGUCCUGAUAAGUCGUAUGAUGAUAAGGAAAUCAACAUCUGAACCCCACCAUGCAGAGUCAGGCACUCACUCAUUGACAAAGCAGACUGAAUCACUUCCUAACUUUUAAAAGACACAAUCAUCUCAUAAUGGUUCAAAAGAUUAUUCUGGAGUAUAGCAGCUUGGGUAUCCUUCUCAUAAUGUUGGGUCGCUACUCCUCAGUAAUAGUAACACUGUGCUUUCAGAGAUAAUUGCUGAGCUUUGCCACAACCUCCCACAAUGAAGUCAGAUGGUGCAAGAAACACAAGGAGUGUGAUUAUUUGACAGGUUUAAAGGAUAUAACAUGGAAAGUUCAACAUAACCCACAACAGGCCACAACCACAGAAAACUUAUAGUAUUAAUUAAAAACACUACCCAUAGCCAAUGUUUCCCCUCAGCCUCCUAUAAGACACAACUAUGCUAGCAGUUUUUAGAAUCCUACGUCACCUUACUAUCAAGUUGUUGCAUUCACAAGAUUUUCAGAAAACUUGACGUCUGACUUUUGGGGUUGAGGUCACUGAGAUUCAGAUUCGGCUGAGAUUUUUUUUUAGUAAAUACACCUAUGGCAUCAAUUUUUACCUCAUUCACAAACUUAGGUGUUCACGCCAUCUGCUUGCCCACACAGCAGGGUAAUGACAAUACCCCAAAAGCCUUUUACGGCUAAGGGGUCAAUACUGACGCAAAGCUGAUACAGCCUAUUUUCGAAGCUGCAUCAGCUAUUUUUUGUGAACUUGAAAGAAUCAGCUGAAAUUAUCAACUUAAAACCAUAUUUAGCUAUGUUUGGUAGCAUGUGGGUACUUCAAUUAGCUAAUGCUGCAGCCACUCAGUGGUUAGAGAUGGCGACAUGACAAAUUGAUUGUGACUGUGUGCAACCAAGUCCGCGACCACUUGAAGUGAGAUGCCAUCUUUAAAGCGACCCUGAUGUAUCAGCAAUAACAUGGAGCUCUUGUUCUUGUUGCUAUCAGUCUGCAAUUGAAUGGGGUCAAGCUGGUAACUACAUACCAACAUCUGUUUGUGAUAAUAUGGAAAUAAACUGAUAAAAUGAUAAAUUGUCAUUUUACUGCAAAAUACAAAAUCGCCUUGUAACUGAAAGUGGCCCCCAGGCUAACACAGGUUAGGUAACCAGCUGGUUGCUGCAACUACUUUCAAUUGAUUGACAAACACAAUCACAGAGUAACCACCUAUUUUUCCUAGUCUCAAUUAGGGUGGCCUCAAUGAGGCGUCACUGAGCUAUAAGAGGCAAGCUAAAACACACAAACCCCGUAGUCAACGUUGAGAGUCAGGAGCGUCAGUUUUAAGCUAACAGCUACUUAAUAUCUUUGUACAUUACCAAUGAAAAAGGAUAUGUUGUGAGAAAGAUUCUCCAGUAAACAUGUUUAACAUUACAGUUGGAGUCAUGUAUAGAUCAAUAGAUCUACUGAUCUAUACAAAAGAACAAUAUUUACUCUUUCCCAAGAUAAAUAUGCAGCUCCCAAGGUUUCUUGGAUGUUAUCACCUGCUAGUUAAGAACUUUGCUUGCUGUUUGAUGCUUGGCAGAUAGAUUUCUAGCUAAAGAGCGUUGAGACAAGAGCAGGGCCAGAAAAUCAGCCAUCCAAAAUGCACAAACAAACUUAGCUUAGGGUGAUGAUGAUUCAUGAUUCUUACUCCAAGUCCCCCGUUUUCUUUUUGUGGUUGUUGUUGUUUUCCCCCAUUUUACUUAGUCAUAUAAUCCCAAUCAACCAAGGAAGCGGAUGAUGGAAUUCCAGCUUAAUGUCACAAAAAUAUAUAAGGUCAGAUAGUGAGACAGCUGUAUGCAUCAUUGAUUUUGAUCUCUUUGGGGGAUUUGUUGAUAAUAUGAAACCUUAAUAAAGCUCAAGGUUAUCUGAAUGUACUUGAAGAGUACACUGAAGAGAAAACAACUGUUCUUUUUGGACUUUGUUGUUGAGACGUUUCAGUGCUUCCUCCUCUCACCUGUUACUCUGAGAAUGCAGUACACCAGAAUGAUCGUUACCAUUAUCGAGAUCUAUCAUUACCAGAACACUGAUAGGGUUAACCAAAUAUCUACGCUCACUAAGUGAUCAGUGGCAUCUGCUUUGCUUCCACUUUCACAGUAAAACCUUUCCAAGCAGCAUUUCUGGGGAAUGUAUCAGCCAUAAUGGAUCAUUUUAUUUUUUUUAAACUUUUGAAUGGAAGAAGCAAACAAAUUAACUCUUUUAAUCUUCAUGAGCUGCAAGUCAGAUCGUUUUUCAUCCCCCUCCCACACGCGUUCAUAUUACUCUGAUUUUUCAACCACCACGUCACAUGUCACGCUGAUGGUCCUCGACUGAAUGUUACUCUGUAACAGAUGCAGACGGCACGGAGAAACAGCCGCACACGCCAUUGCUCUCACCAGACAAACACGGCUGCAUAUUGUCUUCUGCCACGUGGGGUCAUACGAUAUGGAGGUGAUUUGAUUCCCGUUGGUCAUUGGCUGCUGCUUCUUUUUACGGCAUCCCGUAUGUGGCCAUGCUUGGCUUCCAGGUGUUCCUUACUGCAUGUGGCAGUAUGUGCAGGCCAUUUCUCUGUCAACAGUGCCAUGUUUAUCUACGACAGGGACAAAGAGACACAAAUUGCACUACUAUCUGUGUAAUAAUAGAAAGUGUGUUCCAUAACUUCUAUUUGUGAAAUAUCCUUUGCAAUAGGUUCUUCUGUAGGUCUGAUGAACAAAAAAAUACCAUGUACCAUAUUCCUUACAGGAGAUUAUAGCCCAUCUUGCUGGUAAUCAUGUGGUUUGAGGCCACUGACGUCCUCUGUUGCAAUUUUGAAACUGAUGUCUGUACAGUGCUCUCUGGUGUGGCUCUCUUUUCAACAUUUAGAGAAGAGAUCGUUGAGAUUUGUUCAGAGUGCAAUGAACAUUUUACAUAACAUUUUACAUUUGUAUGUUUUCUUUUUUCUUUCUUUCCUUUUUUUUUUUGGUGAGUGUGUGUGCAUGAUUUGGUGUGGGUGACUCACUGGGUUUGAACAGCCUGGGUGAAGCCAUAACACACUUGAAUAAAAAUGAUGAGCCUCCUUCUGAAAGCCUCUGUCUUCUUGUAAGUGCUUAACAUCUCCAACUUUGAAGUCAUUUUACCAAAAUCCAAGAAGAGUUUUUCAUUUCGAGAACAAAAUCCAGUCCGGGGAGUUUCAUUGUUACAUAUUCAUUAAACAGCUGCAGGCAAGUUUAUCAAACUCAUUUGUGAUCAGUUUUUCUCAAAAUUUAUAACAUGUUGUUGAUUUAUCUUUUAAGAGAAAGUUUAGAGAAGGUUCUAAGCCGGAAGCAACUAAAACCCCCAAAGUAUUUGGUUAAAAAAGUUAAAAAUUAAAACUAUGAAGAGAGAGGUCUUAAGUACUUGGGUGGUCAGGCAAGGAUCAGAGCAAAUCUCAGCUGCAGGAGAAAAUAAAUGAUAAUUGUAUGCAAACCAAAUCACCAUGCCCGUGCUUAAAAUAUUUAAGUUUUACUUUAUUUCCGUAAGUGUCCAUGUUAAAGGGAUUAUAUUAACCUAUUGAGAAAUAUGCUCAUUCAGUUUCUUCCUGAUGAGAUUAUUGAUAUCACUUCCAGGACUGCUUAAAGCAGAAUAAUAGCUUAAUUUAUUAUAAAAACUAAAACCAUGGGGAAAAACUAGCCUUCCAAAUUUGUGCAUUUUAGAAAACAAAUGAGUUGAAACAAAGAUACUUAGCAAGAAUAUUUAAGGUUAUGUGCUUUUUUAUUGAGAUUUAGAGGUGUUCCGAGGUCAGCUUUGCAUAGAGCCUAACUGGCUAUUUGACAUUGUUUCCAGUUCCUAUGACAAGAAAGCAAAAAAGGACACUGCAAUGAAAAGAUGAUGGUGAUUUCCAUUCUUCAGUCAUUCAUGUUUGGUGGUAUGGUUUUGCUUUAGGUUAGACACAUGUGAGGGACCAAGCAGCAAAAGCAUAGAAGACACAGGAAACAUGUCUUCAGAAAUGGGCUUUUAAAAUUUUUUUUAACCCCCACAAUAAGUUCAGAAAGACAAAGUUCAAAAUAUAAUUAGUAGACCCAUAAAAGAGGUCAACUAAAUAUAACUCUAAUAAAAAAGUAACUUCCAGAAGCUUAAACAAACAAAGUAGACACAACUUAACUGGCAACCUAACCUAAACACAAAGACACAGGAGGGUCACCUUUGUAGUGGUUUGGCCAAACCAUUUACGCACAAUAGGGGGAAACAAAAACAAACACCAAUCCUAACUAAGCACAAAAUAACAUAACUAAAUCUAAAACACCCCUGUUUCUAACAAGCACGUGGUUGGGCCGAAACAAACCAGGAUAAUAUAACAGAAACAUUUGGUUCUAUGUGAUUACUGGCUAGUUUCUGUUGGCAGCCUAGAUGCUGCAUCCUGGACCAGUUGACAACCAAGAGAGGACUGAGAAAUACAAAAGACAAAUAUGUGUCUUGUCAAGACGGGAGAAAAUUGAAGUGCGCACUCAAAUUUCCAGUUUCAAAAUUCAGACAGUAGUCAAAAAUAACACCAAGAUUCUUUAUAGAGAACAAAAGCCUCAGUUUUAUCAGAGUUGAGUUCGAGGAAAUUUAAACACUUCCAAUUAGUGAUAGCAUAAAAACAUGAGCUGAGGUAGGAGAAGCUGUUGAGAUGGUAGGAAAUUCCUUUAAAACUGUAAAGUAUAUCACCCAAAGACAACAUAUAUAUAGGUAACAGAAUGGUGUCCAAGGACUGAGCCUUGAGGGACUCCACAAAGGAAAAGUCACAUUUGUUUAAAUAUAAAUUCUGAACUGUCUGUCAGAUAAGUACGAUGAAAACUAUUUAAGAGCCAGAGACGCCUGGGACUUAACUUUUUAGUAAGUUUAGUCCUCUGUACAUGACACAGUAAUAAGGUACAGCUUGUAAGCAUUCAAUUUUAUGUUAUGAAGGAUUUCUGGUAGUCGCCACCUUCUUCUCUGUGAGUGGCUCAUGUGGUGCAGCUGGAUGUUUAGUAGGUGGGAGAAUGAACAAACAUCCCUUUUUAUCCUCUUCCCACACCGUAGUAAUUAUACUGUCAGCCCUGAACGUCAGGCAACACAGAGGGCGACACAAUAAGAACAGUGGCAGAGGGGCGUUGAGGCCUUCUCUUGGCGGUAAGCCUGUAAUUUUGCAUCUCAAAUAAUCAUGUAAGCAGAGCCAAGUUGUUCUGCAGUGGUACCAACUCCACCACACCAAUAAUAUGAUGCAAUAAGCAGGUGCUGACAUUUCGUUUUUAGGGGAGGGAUGCAAGAGAACAAGACAAUGGAGAACAGGAGAUUUUUAAAAAAAAAAUGAUGAUUGAGUCUGUCUGUACAUUUGAUGGUUCAACUAAUCUCACACAAGUCUCAUCCAUUUAGGAAAAGUCUGCUUCUAAAUACAGUGAAUGAGGCUGAUGUCGGAGCAAUAGAGCUAAAAUUUAAACCAAGCUGCAAAAGGAGGGUGAUUACGAUCUGCAAAUAUUCGGGCAGGCAGCACACAGCACAUCAUUGUCUUUUCUUGAUUGUCUCAAGAUAUUUAGACUGAAAAAGAGAAGAAUUACAUGUGAUGUGAAGAGAAAUGGGAUUAAAGUGUAAUUCCAGUGAAGAUUGAUAAUAUAGCAGACAUGUCUACACAGCACCUUCAGCGCCCCUUUCUUAAGGUAAUGCAAAGGUUACAAAUCAUGCAGUAAAUUUCAUUUUC
Messenger RNA from Haplochromis burtoni (Burton's mouthbrooder), 11457 nucleotides. RefSeq names its product potassium channel, subfamily K, member 9. Gene Ontology annotation, biological process: stabilization of membrane potential; potassium ion transmembrane transport. Gene Ontology annotation, cellular component: membrane. The coding region runs from base 982 to 2445 and encodes 487 amino acids. Gene Ontology annotation, molecular function: potassium ion leak channel activity. The transcript is spliced from 2 exons. Lineage: Eukaryota; Metazoa; Chordata; Actinopteri; Cichliformes; Cichlidae. The record is from RefSeq and is a predicted model, not a curated record.